This is a messenger RNA of Carassius gibelio (silver crucian carp), 1225 nucleotides long. RefSeq names its product telethonin-like. The coding region runs from base 107 to 646 and encodes 179 amino acids. The record is from RefSeq and is a predicted model, not a curated record. Gene Ontology annotation, cellular component: Z disc. Lineage: Eukaryota; Metazoa; Chordata; Actinopteri; Cypriniformes; Cyprinidae. Gene Ontology annotation, molecular function: structural constituent of muscle; protein-macromolecule adaptor activity; titin Z domain binding. The transcript is spliced from 2 exons. Gene Ontology annotation, biological process: skeletal muscle myosin thick filament assembly; cardiac muscle contraction; skeletal muscle thin filament assembly.
AGGAACACUCAGGAGGGAAGAAGCAGCCUUUAUCAGAAGAUCUGACUGAUAACUUUCUUAUCCAGUUUUAAUUUGGCUUCUAUUCUUUGACAGCUCGCUGGAUGAGAUGCAUUGCCUGAGCAGAAAGCCCAGGUCAUAUCUGCUGAACUCCUACAGUGAUUUCCAGGAGACCGACGAGAUUGCCAGAGAAUCAUAUGAGGCCACCUGGUUAGACCUACUGAUGGAGACAAGACCAGAAUACAAGAGGACAUGUGUCGAGAAGGAUUCAGUGAGAAAGGAGAGCUAUGAAAGCAAGCAGGUGGUUCAUUUCACAGUCAGACGCUUCCUAAACCAAACCAUUCACAUGGGGAGAGAGGGGGAGCCACUGCAGCAAUAUAAUUUACCUUACAAAAACAUUCUUCCAAUACCAAUAUUUGUGCCCAGAGAUGUCACACAGCCUGACAUCACCCGGGAGCCCUCUCCCUCCGGAAUAAAAUCUGCCAUGGACUCUGAGACUAGUUUAAAUGGUCUUUGCCUUCAGAAGAGAGAGGUCUCGUCCAUCACCGAACAUAAGCGAAGGGUAAUCCAACCCAGGAGUCCAGACUUCAGAGCGUCCAGCCUCAUCUCUCCCCCACGAGACACACUCGGCUUCCAGCGACGAGAGUGAUGAGCUGAUGAAAGCUGCCAGCCAUCAUGGACACGGAUACAAUGACAAGUAUGGUGGGUGACCUCACUCACACUUAAAUACCAAAGCCUUCAAGAGACCUACGUGCUCACAAUUUCAGCUGAGUCUACCAGAGAAAUUGAAUUAAAGGAAGAUACCACAAAAAAGUAUUGUUAAGCAUAAAAUGAAUGUCAUGCUAUUUAACCAUAUGUUUUAUCAUUUGAAACAUUGUUGUUCUCUGUAUUUAUUUACAAUAAAUGCCACUUGGUGUGUUUUUUAACACAACAACAUUAUUCAUCAAAAUCAUCCUAAGCAAUGGUCUUAAACCUGAAUAUUUUAAAAGAAUUGAGUCCAAAUGAAAUUAGAUUUUUAAUUGUAACCUAUAUUUGAUUAUAAAGGAGCUGCUGAUGUAUUUCUCAGUAGGUUUAAAAUGAACUGCAGGGCAGACAUCUCUGAUGGACAAUCAUCAAUAUCUAUUCAAAACAUUUAGUUCUUGGAAAUAAAUGCUAUAAAUAAACUGUAAAUCUCAUUUAUAUGUAUUAAUGAAACUAUGGAAAACAAUAAAAACUUGAGUCGAUCAAA